AUGGCUAAUGCUAUUGGGUUCGCCAUUGGGGGGCUUACCAUGCUCCCUCUCCUCGAUGAAGCAUUUCCAAAUAGAAUCGCCAAGACCACAGUGGUCCGCAUUGGUGUAGGGACAUCCACAUCAGAAAAAACACAAGACAAAGACAGUCUAUCGGGCAAUAUUCCUGGGAUUCGAUUAUUUGAUGUUGCAGGCCGAUUGAUAUCGGAUAUAGAAGGUAGCAGCAAGAACAAGAUUGCGGACGGCAGUUGGGAAGAUAUCAAGCUUCCAGCCAGUGACAAUUUAGGAGGUAGACAAGCUCAGUAUAUCUCCGUUAUAUCUGGAGGUACUGAUGCUAUUUGUAUCUCUUAUGUUACUGUUACUUGGCCAGAUGGUCUGAAGGAAUCCUGGAUGGGUGACUGGGGACACUUUUGUGGCGGACCAUGGUAUCCGGCUCAGACAAUCUCCAAUAUUCAAGAUGACUAUACGCCAAAAUGCACAUGGAUUGACAGUGAUGGUAGUAAUGGAAUUGGCAUCAAGGGAUUAGGAAUUCACAUCACAGACUUCACACCAACAACUCAACGUCUUGCUGCAUACCAAAACGACACUUUCCUCGUAUGUGAUAGCAAGCCCCGCUUUUGGAUGUACAAUGAUAUCGACAUGGAUACAUGUUUACCAUAUUUCGACCCCAUUCUCAAAUUCAAACAAAAGACUCUUCUUGAUGUCGAUAGGGCAUUGGUCGUGGGUGUUGAGGGUAGCAAACUAGAUUGCAACCCCCUACCACCGGUUCCUUCUCCAGUACUCGGGGAACGAAGAAGCGAAAACAGCCCCUGUUCAUCAUGGAAGCCCAAUCAUCUGCCACGUAGCCAGGGACGAAUGACAAAUAGUUCAAUGGCAACCAACAGCACUUUUACUGGUCCUCGUUCGAACUCGUUUGUAGGAAGAUUAAUCAUGAGCAACCAUACUAGCCACAGUGCCAACGAGCUUUGCGCUAGUGAUACUUCUGUUGGUCCAGACUUCGUUUCCUACCAGGAAAGGGUAUACUGUGACAUGGAGAACAAGCAAGCUUAUCCACUUUGUCUCUCUGAUCACAGCAAUUCUACAACUGUCGAAGUUUGCUUUGAUAUCGAGAUUAGGAUCUUGGUGGAUCGCAAGCCUAUUGAUGCUCGAGAGAAGUCUCUUCCCAACAAAGAGUAUCAUACCGUCGAGGAUUGGUAG
Botrytis fragariae is the source of this 1194-nucleotide messenger RNA. RefSeq lists its product as uncharacterized. Bases 1 to 1194 code for a protein of 397 amino acids. The transcript has a single exon. Lineage: Eukaryota; Fungi; Ascomycota; Leotiomycetes; Helotiales; Sclerotiniaceae. The record is from RefSeq and is a predicted model, not a curated record.